ACCGCGACAACUCGCAUUGCCCGUAAGGCGCACGUGUGCUCGACCUGCUUUCCGACCACUCGCCCUCGGUAUACGAGACCCUUCCCAGACUAAUCGGAAGAGCCGGGCUUGAUGGUCCCCCCGCCGCCGCGCCGUCGGCUUCUCCAAUACCAAUACCAAUACGGAUACCAAUACCACCACCGCCGAGAGGGUGACAUUCAAACGCCGUCGGACGCUUGCUUGUCUGCCUAAUACACCGUACCUCGCACACCUGCGGAGAAGAGGCCAAUGGCCGCCCCACGUCCGCUAGAUGACACCGAUGAACCCCUACGCUGAUGUGUGUGUGUGCGUGUGUGUGUGUGGUGUGGUGACAUGCCACUUGCCUACAUACUUCACAUCUCCGGGCAUCCCCCUUCAACUACCUACUCACCGACAAAAACUACCCCCACGAAUGGGGAUUGGGAUGGAUGGAUGGCCGCAGCAAGAGUUCCCCCCCUGGGUUUUUCCUUCUCGAAGACAGCAUGGAACGCCAACUCAUCACACACACACACGCUAAUCUCCCACCCUGCGAUAGGGCAAACCCGGCCCUUGAAAGUCGAAAACCCUCCAUGCGACCCGGCAGCUUACAGGCGGACAGCCGCGGCCUGCAACCACAAAACGCCUGCCAGCUCAGUACGGUAUGUAUGUUUGCAGCACGACAGGGGUCGGUUGUUUCGUGGAGGAGUCGUAGGAUAGGAAAAUCAGAGUCUCCUCAGCUUCCCAGUACGGUUAUAAUAUUCCAAGACAUGGGAAUAGUCCCCCUCCUCCUCCCCCUCCAAGGAGGAUCCCCUUCCCAACCCAAAAAAAGGAGACUUGGCGUGCGGCGUUGCCGUCGUUAUUGCUGCUGCCGCUACCAAACCCGCCGUCCUGUCCAAACACAUCGUGACACCCCCCCCCCCCCGUCCCCCC
This is a messenger RNA of Colletotrichum navitas, 927 nucleotides long. RefSeq lists its product as uncharacterized. The annotation marks the transcript as partial. The transcript has a single exon. NCBI's taxonomy places the organism in Eukaryota, Fungi, Ascomycota, Sordariomycetes, Glomerellales, Glomerellaceae. The record is from RefSeq and is a predicted model, not a curated record.